This is a messenger RNA of Aspergillus mulundensis, 1302 nucleotides long. RefSeq lists its product as uncharacterized. The transcript has a single exon. NCBI's taxonomy places the organism in Eukaryota, Fungi, Ascomycota, Eurotiomycetes, Eurotiales, Aspergillaceae. Bases 1 to 1302 code for a protein of 433 amino acids. The record is from RefSeq and is a predicted model, not a curated record.
AUGGCCACAACCGAUGGCCCUGCUCGGGCGCAUGGUAUGGCCCCUCUUUCACCCGCCCGAACACUACUCACAAUCCUUCGUAUAGACCGCAAUGGCCGCCGCCGUCCAUUUGCGAGCUGGAUGAAGCGCCUGGCGAACCUCAAAAGCUCCAACGAGUCCAGCACUAUCCGAUGGUCGAACAUGCGCCAUGGCACAUCCAAAACCAAGAACCGCAACAUCAAGAACAAUCCAUAUCCCUUGUCCGGCCACCCCCAAGCCCUCCAACAAUCCACCAGCGACCGCGCCUCUUCCCACCACAGCGGAGACCCUUCACGACCUCGAUCUCAUUCUCGAAGCGAACCGUCCAUCGCAUACUCCGGAUAUGAAACGAACGUCCCCGCAACGAGCGCGAAGUCGGCGGCUCCGACGAUCUCCACAAACGGCGAGACAGCUAUAUCUGAGGCUGCAUAUUCAAAGGCUGGGACGUCGGCGACGGUCGGAGGAGGUGUGAGCACAAACGGAGGUGGAGAAGGGAGCACGUUUUCGUCGCCGGCGCCGUCUGUACGGUCGCUGACCACGACGCUGACGACCGUGCAGUCAGCGGCACCGUCAAACAUAUACAACACGCAAAACCAUACGCCCCACCACAAUCACGGCCAUUCUGCAACCGGCGCACAGCAAGUGCAGUUCUCACACCAAUUCCCCUCGUCCCCCGCCACGGCCGUACCACACCAUCUUGCCCCGCACGGCCACUCGGUCACAUACAGCGUCGCAACCGCAAACAACAUCCUCACCGACAACGCGUCGAUCUUAACUCUCGCAUCCUCGUCCAAGCGACGCCGCCGAAACUCCUUGGAUACCAAUGCCUCUGUCCGCGCGCUCGCUCCGUCCUCCGUCUUCGGCGGCAGCCGUGAGAGCCUCCCCUUGAGCGUCCUAAGCGGCGUCGGCGAAGCAUCAAAUACAUCCAUCCUCAACGCUCCUGGCGUCCUGAGCCGACCCAGUCUUGUUGGUCUAGCAAGUGCGGAACGAGCGAGCGUCUAUUCGUCAUCCGGCGUAGCGCCAAGUGGGGAACGCAGCAGCCUUUACGCCAAGCAAAGCGCAGUCACUGGUGAUGGAGCGAGCAUUCGCAGCGGUGCACACUCACAUGCGCGCCAGGACAGCAAUGCCGCUAGUAUUGCCGGUACUGGACCCCAGUCUAUCCAGCCCGGACGAAUCAGCCGUCGCAGCUCGGGAUGGGGAGAGAUCUGUGGCGAGGACGAGGAGAGUGAUGAUGAGAAGACUGGUACUGGAGUCAGAGAUACUGGGAAGAUUGAGGAGCACUGA